CGUGCCUGUCCGUCAGUAAAAAACAUCCGAUUUAAAACAAAGCCAGUUGCAAAAAUAAUAGACCUUUUGAAAAGGUUUUUAAACCACAACAAUUUAUUUACAUUUAUUAGAACAUUAUUAAACGCGGAGAGAGUGAAUAAGAUAAUCAGUAUAAAUUGCUUUAAAACAGUCCGUCGUAAGUGCAUUAUGUAAAUGUCGCAAAGUUUACGUUAUCCAUUGUUAGUUAAUAUUUCAUACUAGUUAAAAACUAGAUUACUGAAACAGUAAAUUAUUUAACAACGGGAUGUGAAGUUUGUUCUUUGUUUCCGCCGUGUGUCUCGCAUGUUGCAUGCGUGGACUUUACCCUGUCCGUGUGGAUCUGACAGAGCACUUAUUCAUUACACUAAACCGGAUUUUUAACUUGUGAAAAUGCUUCAGUUUUAGAGCAUUUUAGUAUUUUACUCCUGAAUUAUUUACAAUAAUCACGUGUUGGGUGGUAUUGUUUUGUUAAACUGCUGCUGACAAAAUGGAAACUUUUAUCAGCAUUACUAACCAAAGUCAAGGAAGGGAUCGCAUAUUCAGGGCAACCCAGUAUGCAUGUGCUUUGUCGAAAUACCUACUGAGAAAUGAAGCGAAAAGAAAGGAGCUGGUGAAAAAGCUGCAGUCUUUGGAGUCUAAUAUGAGCUCUGGUCGAAAACUUCUCAGGCUCGGGAACACUGUGAACUCCGUCCAUGCGGUCAAAAGCACUCUUCAUAUUUCUGACCCCGUGCUGCGCCUGUGCCUCACUUUGGCUAACCUCAACCGUGCCCUCUACUUCAUCUGCGACAACCUACUUUGGGCCAGAAGUAUUGGACUCAUACGAGACAUCGACAAGGAGCGCUGGAGUCUGAAUGCCACUCGCUUCUAUUUUCUCUCCUUGAUCAUGAAUCUUACCAGAGAUGUCUAUGCCAUCACUCAGCUUAUGGUGCAGAGGUCUCGGGAUAGACACUACCAGCACAAAGUCAACCAGCAUCUCAACGAAAGCCCAGAUGUGGCGUGUGUCAUUGUGCCUCAGCUUGAUGCUUUCCUCUUUCUGCUGAUCGAGAGCCUCAAAAGUCACCCAUCUGUGGCUCUCGAUACACUUAAAAACAUUUGCGAUCUUUUCAUUCCCCUUGACAUGCUUGGUAUUUUCCAGACAAAUGCGGGUGUGGUCGGUUUCUGUGGUCUUAUUUCUUCCGUUUUAGGCAUACUGUCAGUUCUGAGGCCCAACCUUAAAAUGAAGCCAUGAUUUAGGGAAUUUGUUUUCUUAUUUAUGAUUUAGAGUAACACGACUAAUAUUCAGCUUUUAAUGCGCGAUUAAGACUACUGUUAACAAACGCAGACUGUUGUAAAGGGAUCAACUUAGAUUUUGCUUAAAAUAAGAUGUUUCUUUGAAUUCAUGUAAGGGAUAUAUGAUAUUUUGCAGUGUGCACAUGGACCCAUGCUGCAUACACUUUCAUUAAAUAGAGUGCCUUGAUGUAUCUGUCAUUGAAUUUGUAUCAUACAAGACCAAGAGAAAUAAUGCACCUGUAUUUUGCACAUUUUAAAUAUUUUAAUAUAGAUAUCACUUCGGUACUUACUGGAAUAAGAGUAAAAUUAAAGGUCAUGGUAGAUUAACAUAUUUUGCUCUUGUAAUGUAUUUACUGACAUCUUUUCAGGUAACAGGUGUUCUUCAUGCACUGGGAGUAGAUGCUGAACUUUCUUAAAUAUUUGCUUAACAUUUACAGUCCUCUAGGUGUAGAGCCAUCUGUGGAAUACUCAACCUCAGUCUGUUAGAUCCCGUGUUUACAGAGCUAUAUUACAGAAAAACAAAGGUGAUGUGAAUUUUAAUUUAGGGUUCAGAUUUUGUCAUCCAAUGAUUUUUAACUUUGGUUUAUCAUGACAGAAGACUUUAUAGUUAUAUAGUUAUAGACUCUUUAUAGUUUUGUUUGUCUGCACAAACUUCUCUAACUUUAAACUGUGAACUUAAAUAAAGCUAUUUUUA
Triplophysa rosa is the source of this 1981-nucleotide messenger RNA. RefSeq names its product peroxisomal biogenesis factor 11 alpha (gene pex11a). The transcript is spliced from 3 exons. NCBI's taxonomy places the organism in Eukaryota, Metazoa, Chordata, Actinopteri, Cypriniformes, Nemacheilidae. Gene Ontology annotation, biological process: peroxisome fission; regulation of peroxisome size. Gene Ontology annotation, cellular component: peroxisomal membrane. The coding region runs from base 506 to 1246 and encodes 246 amino acids. The record is from RefSeq and is a predicted model, not a curated record.